AUGCUGCCCCCAUCUCGCUCCCCCUCACACUGGCGCACAAACCGAUUUGCGCCGACUCUCGAGGAGGCGGCGGUAGAGGCGCGCGCACAGAGGGAGUGGCGGUGGUGGCGCCGGAGCGCGACCGCGCACGAGCUUCCCUCUCUCCGCCCUUCCCCAACCCUCCACCUGCCCCUACUUCCCCCUUUCCCCUCCUGUUCCGCCUCCUGCCCCGCCUUCUCCCACCCCUCGCCUCGCUUCCGCCAAGCCCAAGCCGCGCGCCUGCAUCCCCCUUUUCCCCUCCCCUCCCUGCUUCUCCCCUCCCCGCUCCCGCCUUCCCUUUACCCUCCGCACGGCCGCCGUCCGACGGGCUGCGCAUCUGCGUUCUGCGCAUCUGCGCUCCCCUUACCCCUCGCGCUCAAAUCGAUUUCCGCGGGCUCUCGCAGAGGCGGCGGUAGAGACGCGCGCGCGGCGGGAGUGGAGCUGGUGGAGCGGACAGUGGCGGUUGUCCAGGCAGAGUGCGACCGGCGCUACUCUCACUCAUCGCUAUUUCAUGAACUGGGUCUUCUCGCUCUCAUCGUCUACUCUCACUGUCGCUAUUUCGUCGUCUACUGUCGCUCUGUCUGUCUCUGUUUCAUCGUCUACUGUCGCUCUGUCUGUCGCUAUUUCGUCCUCUACUGUCGCUCUGUCUGUCGCUUUUUCAUGGCGAACUGGGCCUUCUCCUUUUUCAUUGCCUACUGUCGCUGUUUCGUCGCCGUCCGUCGCUGUCUCGUCGCCCUGGCUGUCGCUUUCACGCGACGGUUUUCGAGCCACUAUUUGACGCGGCUCCUGUGA
Molecule: messenger RNA, 810 nt
Organism: Closterium sp. Yama58-4
Lineage: Eukaryota; Viridiplantae; Streptophyta; Zygnematophyceae; Desmidiales; Closteriaceae
Source: the annotation of a GenBank genome assembly